AUGAUGCCUCGGAAGGGCCGGCAGGGUCAGGAUAACCCCCAGGACCAGAGAGAGGCGUCGCAGGGCGUGGUGAGUGAGUGCCCGGUCCCUGUGGCUGAAGUGCAGCAAGAGGGAGAUGAGGAGGUGGCUGCUGCCUCUUCCUCCAGCUCUGCUACGAUCCCAGAGGUGCCUGUUAGUGGAGUACCAACUGUUCCCCGGAGUCCCCCGAGAGCCUCCUCUCCUCCCAGAGCCCUGGUUUCUAGUCUACAGAACCAAUUUGAUCAAGGCUCCAGAUGCCCCCAGGGUAACCUUGGAGACCCUGAGGCCUUGCUGAGAGAUGCAUUAAAUGCCAAGGUAGUUAACUUGGUACAAUUCCUGCUCUUCAAGUAUCAAAUGAAGAGGUCUACCACCAAGGCUGAAAUCCUGAAUCGCAUCAUCAGACGUUACCGGGAUUAUUUCCCUGUAAUCUUCCGCAGUGCUCUAAAGUGCUUACAGCUGGUCUUUGGCAUUGAUAUGAAAGUACUGGAGCCCCAUAACGAAUCCUAUAUGCUUGUCACUUGCCUGGGGCUCACGUAUGAUGGGCUACAAACUGAUGUCCAGGGUGUGCCCAAGACAGGCCUCCUAAUCAUGAUCCUGGGCAUCAUCUUUAUGGAGGGCAACUACAUACCUGCAGAGGUAUUCUGGGAAUAUAUGUCUAUGAUGGGGAUGGAUGAGGAGGAGCACUUUAUCUGUGGGAAUCCUAGAAGGCUCAUAGGUGAAGAUUUUGUGCAGGAGCAGUACUUGGAGUACCGCCAGGUGCCCAACAGUGAUCCUGCUCGCUAUGAGUUCCUGUGGGGCCCCAGGGCCCGCUUAGAAACCAGCAAGAUGAAAAUCCUACUUUUCUUUUCCAAGAUCAGUGGGAGUGAUCCCAAGUCCUAUCCAGCCCUAUAUGAAGAGGCAUUGAGAGAAGAAGAAGAGAGACAGUAG
Messenger RNA from Perognathus longimembris pacificus (Pacific pocket mouse), 945 nucleotides. Its product is annotated as melanoma-associated antigen 10-like. The coding region runs from base 1 to 945 and encodes 314 amino acids. Gene Ontology annotation, cellular component: nucleus. The record is from RefSeq and is a predicted model, not a curated record. Lineage: Eukaryota; Metazoa; Chordata; Mammalia; Rodentia; Heteromyidae. The transcript has a single exon. Gene Ontology annotation, biological process: negative regulation of transcription by RNA polymerase II.